AUACGUUCCUUUCAAUCAGAAUGUGUUACAACUAAUUUUCAUUAAAAAAACCGUAAAUAUUAUUUAAUAAAACCUUUAGUUAUGAUUUAAGUGUGUUUAAAUAUUAGUUAAAAUGACGGACAAAAUCAAGUUCAAUCAACAGAAUAUACCUGAACAAAAGUUGAAAGCCUUUUCUAUCGGAACUAUGGGUAAACGGAAUUUAUCUAAAAGGGAACUGGAGGAAUUACGCAAAAAGGAGGAAGAAAAAGCGGCCGCUCAUGUUUUCCAAGAGUUUGUCGAGACUUUUCAAGAAGCGCCGAUCAACGGUGGUAGCAAAGUUUGGGUCAAAGCUGGCACCUACGAUGCUGGCACUAGAAGGGAAGACACCAAAGACAAGGGCAAGUUAUACAAGCCACAGUCAAGAAUUUCAACCUCACAAGAGUUAAUGACAUCAGCUGAACGAGCCCAGGCUUAUGCCAAACUUCUAUCUUCCGAUAAGAAACCAGAGAGGUUGGGAAAAAAGAAACAACAAACCAAAAGCAAUCUAGAGGCCUUUAUGGAGGAACUAAGGCAGAUCCAGGAAGAACGUGAAGAGAGGCACAAAUACAAAGGUGCAGUUCGGCCCCCGAUAACACCAAUAGAAACCGAGUUGGAUCUAUUUAUGCGUAGCGGCGACAUCGGUUCGUUCGAUAACGGCGAUCCAACGACAACGAACUUAUAUUUGGGCAAUCUGAACCCGAAAAUCACCGAGCAACAGCUGAUGGAAAUCUUCGGCAGGCACGGGCCUUUGGCCAGCAUCAAAAUAAUGUGGCCAAGAUCCGACGAAGAAAAGGCCAGAGGCCGUAAUUGCGGCUUCGUGGCCUACAUGAGCCGCAAAGAUGGCGAAAGGGCGCUGAGGAAUCUCAACGGGAAAGACAUCGUGGGUUACGAGAUGAAGUUGGGAUGGGGAAAGUCCGUCAUAAUACCCCCGCAUCCGAUUUACAUACCUCCUUGUUUGCUGGAGGUCUCUAUGCCUCCGCCGCCGUCAGGCUUACCGUUCAACGCACAACCCGCCCCUAAUGACGUGGACAUCCUUCCCAAAUCGGCCGAAGAACUCACCGACCUACUCACAAGAGCGACGGUUAAAGUCGUCAUUCCGACCGACAGAAAUUUGCUGAUGCUCAUCCACCGGAUGGUGGAGUUCGUGGUGCGCGAAGGGCCGAUGUUCGAGGCGAUGAUUAUGAACAGGGAGAUACAGAACCACAUGUAUCGGUUUUUGUUCGAGAACCAAAGUCCAGCCCACACCUACUACAGGUGGAAGUUGUAUUCCAUCACUCACGGAGAUUCGCAGAAGGAAUGGAGCACCAAAGAGUUCAGGAUGUUCAAGGAUGGAUCCAUAUGGAAACCGCCUCUAAUGAAUUCCUACACCGCCGGCAUGCCGGACGAGCUAGUUGCGCCAGAAGAUGGCAAAGAAAGCAGCAAAGGAUCUUUGUCAAUCACGCAAAGAGAUAGACUGGAGGAUUUGAUCAGGGGUUUAGCACCGGAGAAAAAUAAAAUUGGAGAAGUUAUGGUGUUUUGCAUCGAACACAGCGACGCAGCCGAAGAGGUGGUCGAGUGCAUCACCGAAUCACUAUCGAACGAGUCCACUUCCAUCACUAAAAAAAUCGCCAGGUUUUACUUGGUCUCUGAUAUUCUACACAACUGUGGCGUCAAAGUUAACAACGCAUCGCACUAUAGAAAAGCGUUUGAAGCUAAAUUGUUGGAGAUAAUGCAAGAAAUAAAGAAGACUUAUGACAACCUAGAGGGCAGACUGAAAGCGGACGGUUUUAAAGUGAGAGUUCUAAGAACAAUGAAAGCGUGGGAGGACACAAUUUAUCCGAAGGAAUUCAUGAACAAACUUCACAACACGUUUUUGGGAAUAGAUGAGGUGGAAAAACCAGUUCAAACUCAAAAGGAGUUUGACAUCGACGGCGAUCCGUUGGAAAACCGAGACAUACAUGAUUCUUUCCCUAUGGAUGGAGCUGCACUGCUCAAGAAUGCUUUCAAAGAGUACGGUAGUCCCGGAGAGGAGGACGCUGACACAGAUAUUGAUGGCGAGGAGAUCAAGGACGAUCCUCCAGAAAAGAAAACGGUCAAUCUGAGCGGUUUUAUAACAUCGAAAUGGGAAACAGUCGAUCCUGAUCAAAUCGAAGCUCAAGCCAUGACGACCAGCAAAUGGGAUUUACUGGAGAGUAGCGCUGAAGUUAGCCAAAGCAGCAGCCAAAACGAGAAUCAAGAGGCGUUUGAUUUUUCAGAGAGGAACAUGAGCGAGGAAAGGCGGAAUAAAUUGCGCGAGAUUGAGGUGAAGGCGGUGCAAUAUCAGGACGAGUUGGAGUCGGGUCAAAGGAGUUUGAAGUGCGGUUGGAGCGUUCCCCAGCAAGUGGAGCAUUACCGUAGGAAGUUGCUGCGCAAGUCCGAGAAGGAGAAGAAGGAGAAGGAGAAGGAGGGCAAAGGUGAAAAACACAAAAGAGACUUUGAAAAGAGUGAGAGAAGAAUGGCGGGGGAGAGUUCCGACGACGAUAACUAUUAUAAGGAACUUACCUCUAGAAAAAGUAAAAAACAUGCACGAAGUUCAUCAAGUGGGUCAACAUCAAAACACAGGUCAAAAAGUCGUUCGCCGUCGUCCAGAAAGAGAAGCCGAGUGGCCUUGAGCCCGCCAAGUCCUCCAAGGAUUAGGAGGCACUCUCCCACAUCCUCGACGACCUCGUCCCGCUCCCGCAAAAUAAAAGAUUUGUCCCCCUGUCCGUCGAACGGCAAAUACUCCUCCCCGCGUUCUCACACCAAGCACUCCCGUCACUCCCCUUCUCCGCCUACUUCCUCGUCGAGGUCCCAAAAACAUUUAAAACGUUGCUCCCCCUCGCCCAGAGGACGCCACUUAAGUAGUCAAUCUCCUCCCCCCUCCUCGCGCUCCUCGCGACAUCAUUCCCCAGACUCUUCCAGGAAACACCGACACAAACACAAGUACUAACUUGCUCUUGGACAUAUUUAUUUCUAGAUAUUUUUUACUUUAAAUGUGUUCCACAUCUGUUGUUUGUAAUGUAUACCCAAAACUUACAUUUACCUUAUUUACGUUAUACGCAGAUAUAAUCGACUCAUGUUUGGAUAGAUAUUGCGUAUGCCAUUAUUUCAUUCUUACUAAGCACUGUUCAUAUGCAUACGUGUAUACAUAUAUAUGUUUAGGGUGUUCGUUUAAUUUAACAAGUUUUACAUCUUUAUUCGCGAACAGCACACCCAUAAUAUUUAGAUGCUAAAUGUUUUUAUUUAAGAAGCUUUCAAACUUUCCUAACCUAGCUCAAAAAUAUCGAUGUUUAAUUUAGUUAAUCCUUUUCAACCAACACCCGGUCAAUUUAAACGACUUUUUGUUAGAUUUUUUAGGAGUGUAGACUACUAGUGUCUGGCUGUCUUUGCAGAUGAAAACAUUAAUUGUUUUUUUAACCAUGUAUUUUGUAUAUAAAAACUUUUCAUUUAUUCUCAUAUAUAAUUUUCAAUGACAAUGUAUUACACAUUUUAUUUUGUUAUUAAAG
Molecule: messenger RNA, 3521 nt
Organism: Brassicogethes aeneus
Lineage: Eukaryota; Metazoa; Arthropoda; Insecta; Coleoptera; Nitidulidae
Source: the annotation of a GenBank genome assembly